AUGUCCAAAAGAAUUUGGCACAAAAAGCCUCCUCGAGAGGCAGCCACCAACAGCGAGGCCACAGAAAGUUCUGCAGUCAACCAAGAUGGUGUUGCUAAUACCGAUGCUGAACCCGUGCCACCACCCCCAGUUGAAGCAGAGGAAAAACCGAAAAACGGCACGGAAUCGAAAAAAUCGUCGAAAAAGAACAAGAAGAGGAAGCGGAACGACCGCAAUGCUCAAGACCAACCACCGACCAAAAAACCUCGAGCGGAACCAAAAGGCAUUUUAAAAUUUAUCGACUUGAACAUCGAUGUCUUGUACGAGAUUUUUGGUUAUUUGGAACCAGUCGACGUGUUGCAUCUGAGUAGGGCGUCCAAAGCGGCCAGCGAUUUUCUGAUGUCCGAAAACUUGUUUCGCGACGCGCGUGUUCAAACACUGUUCUUUGACAGGCAAUGGAAGACGGAAUUUGAGAAGGCUGAAAACAAAGAUGCAUGGGUAGAGCAAGAAAUAGCAAAGUUUACCAAAAUCCACGAGCACGCUCGGGAAUGUGAGAAAUGGUAUAUAGCAUAUGAAGAAUACCUUGAAGAGCGAAAGGAAGAACUGAUUAUGACUCGCAAUGUUAACGUUGUGAACCGCCUUCGCGAGAUGGGGUGGGCUACCGAAGUUGAUUCCAUAUUAAGGCAGGACCCUUCAAAGCUCUAUCAUCGUAGUUUGAUGCUUCGUUUUGGCAUCACGCAAUGUGACGAGAAAGUGGUGAUUGAGCAGUUGGCCGAAACGUUUGUUUCUUCGCUGUUGGCGCCCCGCAGGGAGAUGAUGCAGGCUAGAGCACGACAGGUGUUCCUGGAGCGCCGGCUGCUAGUGUUAAAAAAACUUGUCGCUGAGUAUCAGUUGACCGUUGCGCCCAGUGAUGUCACUUUCAACAUGGGCCAAUUAUGCACGCAUCCAGAGAUCAGCGAUCUCCUUCUCAGCUCUCCCGAAGCGACGGACCCAGUGGUCCAUCUUGAGCCCCUACGCACCAGACUGCCCGAAAUCGCGGAUAAAAUGGAGUUGAGCAUGCGAGACACAGUUACAGCGUUGGUUAAAUCUGUUCGCGGACAAUGCUACCACGUUAGUGAAGACGCGCUUCUCACCCUGGCCGUCGCGACGUUCAAAUGUAAGCGGUGCCCGUCGUCGAGUGUGGAAGCGCACGACAUCCGCUAUCCAGCAGUGCUAGCUCACCGCUGCGCCGUUCGUAAACCCGACGGGCACCUCCGUGCACCCAAAGAGACUCCAAGCGCGCUAUCAAUCACAGUCGAGAAACUGACAGAGGAGACGCCGUGGAACGCGUAUAACUGCAUCACGUACAACCUGGCUGCACACAACAUUUUAACAAAGCUGCUCGCGCGUUUUGAACUGUCUCCUUUGACGACGCACGUCUCUGAGAUGGAUUGGCGUGACCCGGUGUUCGAGUGUCUCGCUUGCAACGACCCUCAUCGUGGCCGAUGCAUGCUUCGAUGGCGUGCAGUAGUAGCACACGUGAAACAAAAACAUACCCCUUCCAUUGUAUCAGAAUUUCGCAUCCUAGAUGACGAAGAAGCUGCGAAAGUGAAGUUACGAAUGGACGAAGAGAUGGCCCGAAACCGCGCCAAAGCAGAUUACAUGGGCAUGUCCUGUUCCCACUGCGGGCAAAAAGGAAAUCCAGUAUCGCUUCGCGAACAUUGUCGUACCAAACAUGGUAUCCGUCGUCCGUCGGAGAGGAAUGGCGAUUUUGACAUCGCAUUGGACUCCAAUACCAUUCCACAAAUAUUCUAUAGUUGGCCCCCGCAGGAGGAUCCUACAGACUCGGACGACGAUUGA
Molecule: messenger RNA, 1818 nt
Organism: Psilocybe cubensis
Lineage: Eukaryota; Fungi; Basidiomycota; Agaricomycetes; Agaricales; Agrocybaceae
Exons: 8
Coding region: 1-1818 (605 amino acids)
Molecular function (GO): protein binding
Source: RefSeq, a predicted model, not a curated record